Molecule: messenger RNA, 1482 nt
Organism: Yarrowia lipolytica CLIB122
Lineage: Eukaryota; Fungi; Ascomycota; Dipodascomycetes; Dipodascales
Biological process (GO): lactate metabolic process
Molecular function (GO): L-lactate dehydrogenase (cytochrome) activity; FMN binding
Source: RefSeq, a predicted model, not a curated record
AUGGUUUCCGUCGAAGAAGUCGCUAAACACAACUCCAAGGACUCUUGCUGGGUCAUUUUGCAUGGAAAGGCCUAUGAUCUGACCGAGUUCCUGCCUGAGCAUCCUGGAGGACAGGCUAUCAUUCUCAAGUACGCUGGAAAGGACGCCACCAAGGCUUUUGACCCAAUCCACCCUCGUGAUGUGGUCGAUAAGUUCUUGGAUAAGGACAAGCACCUGGGAGAGGUGACUGGAGAGAUUGCCGCCGAAGAAGAAGAGGAAGUCACUCCAGAGGAAAAGGCGCGUCUUGAGCGGUACGAGAACCGUCCUCCCCUCAGCCAGAUCUUCAACUCGUUCGAUUUUGAGUACGUGGCUAGACACACCAUGUCUCCCAACGCAUGGGCGUACUACUCUUCUGGAUCCGAUGACGAGAUCACUGUCAGAGAAAACCACAGAGCCUUCCACAAAAUCUGGUUCCGACCACGAGUGCUGGUAGAUGUCAAAAACGUGGACAUUUCCACCACCAUGCUGGGCACAAAGUCAUCCGUACCGUUUUACAUCACCGCUACAGCUCUAGGUAAAUUGGGCCAUCCCGAGGGAGAAGUGGUGCUCACACGUGGAGCCGACAAGAUGGAUGUCAUUCAGAUGAUCCCCACUCUGGCCUCGUGCUCGUUCGACGAGAUUGUGGACGCCGCCACAGACAAACAGACUCAGUGGAUGCAGCUGUACGUGAACAUGGAUCGAGAGGUGACCAAAAAGAUUGUGCAGCACGCCGAAAAGCGGGGAGUCAAGGGUCUGUUCAUCACUGUGGACGCUCCUCAGCUUGGACGACGAGAAAAGGACAUGCGAACCAAAUUCGGAGAUCCUGGAGCUCAAGUUCAGCAGUCCGACGACUCUGUGGACCGAUCUCAGGGAGCUGCUCGAGCCAUUUCCUCGUUCAUCGACCCCUCUCUGUCGUGGAAGGACAUCCCCUGGUUCCAGAGCAUCACCAAGAUGCCCAUCAUUCUCAAGGGUGUUCAGUGUGCUGAAGAUGCGCUCAAGGCUGUGGAAUACAAGGUGGACGGUAUCCUGCUGUCUAACCAUGGAGGUCGACAGCUGGAGUUUGCCCGGCCCUCAAUCGAGGUGCUGGUCGAAGUCAUGGCUGCUCUGAGGGCAAAGGGAUGGCAGGAUUACAUCGAGGUGUACAUUGACGGAGGUAUAAGACGAGCCACUGACGUUAUCAAGGCUCUGUGUCUGGGUGCCAAAGGAGUGGGUAUUGGACGGCCUUUCCUGUAUGCUAUGAGCACAUAUGGAGAGGAUGGCGUGUGCCAUCUGAUCCAGCUGCUCAAGGAUGAGAUGGAAAUGAACAUGCGUCUGAUUGGAGCCACCAAGAUUGAGGAUCUCAACCCCAGCAUGGUUGACCUCAAGAGCAUCUUCACCCACUCGGCAGACACCGCUCGGGACAUUCUGGGAGAGAAUGUUUACCAACAUAUGGAGAUGCCUCUUUUCAAGGGCAGCAAGCUGUAG